Messenger RNA from Pseudopipra pipra, 2212 nucleotides. It is a transcript of the gene DENND2D, whose product is annotated as DENN domain containing 2D. The transcript has 12 exons. Lineage: Eukaryota; Metazoa; Chordata; Aves; Passeriformes; Pipridae. Bases 135 to 1538 code for a protein of 467 amino acids. Gene Ontology annotation, cellular component: nucleoplasm; cytosol. The record is from RefSeq and is a predicted model, not a curated record.
CCCUCCUCCCCCGGGAAAGCGAAAGCUCGGCGGGCGGAAGCCGAGCCCUCCCCCCGGGCCGCGCCGGGGCCGCUCCGGGAACGCGCCGGGAACGCUCCGGGGUCGCCCGGGGGCCGCUCCGCGCCGGGGCCACCAUGGCUUCUUCCAUCGGCAACUUCUUCCGACGGAGCCUCCGGCGCCCCGGGCGCAGAGAAGGAAAGGAUGAGGCCUCUGCUGCAGAAAACAACCCCCCCCGGGUGCCCCAGGGGAAGGUGGGGGACAGGAGCUCCAUCCUCUGCUCUGGGCAGUUCUUCUUCGAGUACCUGGUGGUGGUGUCGCUCAAGAAGGUCUCAGAGGGACGCUACGAACCCAAAAUCUCCUACCAAUUCCCAAAGCGUGAGAACCUGCUGAAGGGCCAGAGGGAGGAGGAGGAACGUCUGCUCACAGCCAUCCCCCUCUUCUGCUUCCCCGACGGCAACAACUGGGCCCCUGUCACCGAGUUCCCGAGUGAAACCUUCUCGUUCGUGCUGACCAACGUGGACGGCAGCAGGAAGAUCGGGUACUGCCGGAGGCUGCUGCCCUCUGGCCGGGGGGUCCGGCUCCCAGAGGUCUUCUGCAUCAUCAGCUGCCUGGGCUGCUUCGGGCUCUUCUCCAAGAUCCUGGACGAGGUGGAGAAGCGGCGCCAGAUCUCCAUGGCCGUGAUCUACCCCUUCAUGCAGGGCCUGCGGGAAUCGCCCUUCCCGGCUCCCGGGAAAUCCGUCACCAUCAGGAGCUUCAUCCCCGAGUCGGGCACUGAGCUCAUCGAGCUCACCCGGCCCGUGGACGCCCGCCUGGAGCACGUGGAAUUCCAGGCUCUGCUCCAGCGGCUCAGCCCCGACCUCAUCCUGCACAUCUUUGCCUCGGCCGUGCUGGAGCGGAGGCUCAUCUUCCUGGCAGAGGAGCUCAGUGUCCUGUCCCAGUGUAUCCACGCCGUGGCUGCUCUGCUGUACCCCUUCACCUGGGCACACACCUACAUCCCCGUGGUCCCCGAGUGCCUCCUGGACACCGUCUGCUGCCCCACGCCCUUCAUGGUGGGCAUCCAGCUGCGGCACCUGGAGCGGGUCCUGGAGCAGCCCAUGGAGGAGGCCCUGAUGGUGGAUCUGUGCCAAGGGAAGAUCAUCCAGGCGGUGGGGGAUGAGGAGCAGAUCCUGCCCAUGAAGCUGCAGAACGAGAUGCUGACAGCCCUGACCAAGCACAACUACAACAACAACGUGCUCACCUCCGAGCAGGUGAACGCCCUCGUGUCCGAGGCCUUCCUGCACUUCUUCGUCCGCCUGGUCGGGCACUACCCCGCGCACAUCAAGUGGGGCCGGGGCGGCGCCGGCGCCUUCCAGGAGCGCUCCUUCUGCAAGGCCCCGGGCUCCAAGAGCUGCCGCCGCUUCCUCAAGAAAUUCGUGAGGACAAACAUGUUCUCCCUGUUCGUGGAGGAGGCGGAGAAGAGCAGGAUCCCCCCGGAAGCCCAUUUCCAGCAGAAAAUCACCGAGUACCAGGAGCAGAAGAAGCACCGAAGAGACUCCUGAGGCCCAGCUGGGAUCCGAGAGCAGGACUGGGACUGGGAUUGGGACACUGGAGGUGUGCCCUGUCCGAGGGCUGAGCAGCCUGGACUCAGGGGUUCUGGGGCUCCUGGGCAGCCCCAGCCCCAGCUCCCCCUCAUCCUCAGGGCACCAUUGCACUGGAAAACACGGAGCGAGCGCCAGGCCGGGAUCUCCCUCCUGGCUCUGCUCACUCCAGGCACUGACUGUGACUCCACAGGCUCAGCCCUUGUCCCAUCACACAGAGCCAGGACAAGGCUGCAGGGGCAUCAUCAGAGGGAAAAAUGGGACGAGUAGGAAGUGAAAGUCACCUCUCAUCAAACCCAACCAGGGGUUUGCAAACAAGGAACAUCCCCUUGAGUGAUUGCUGAGGUUUCUGUUAUCAGCAACUGUUUGAUUUGAUUUCCCAUCACACCCAGCUCGUCGUUCAGUCCCAGCAGGAGCAGGUGGGUGGGUUUAGUGGUUUCCUCUCUUGCACUGCUGCCACUUAGAGCCAAGUUUAGUUUUCUAAGGAAAGCAAAAUACUCUUUGCCAGGUUAUUUAUUUGUGCUGGAGCAAAACUGUGAAGGCCACGGGGCUGAGGGGGAAAGAGCUGAUCAACAGCCUGGGGGAGGGAGGUGGGAUUUGUUCAAUCCUGGAGUAAAACGUGUUGUUACCCCUUC